Vombatus ursinus (common wombat) is the source of this 1750-nucleotide messenger RNA. It is a transcript of the gene SIRT2, whose product is annotated as sirtuin 2. Gene Ontology annotation, molecular function: NAD+ binding; histone deacetylase activity, NAD-dependent. Bases 40 to 1200 code for a protein of 386 amino acids. The record is from RefSeq and is a predicted model, not a curated record. NCBI's taxonomy places the organism in Eukaryota, Metazoa, Chordata, Mammalia, Diprotodontia, Vombatidae. The transcript is spliced from 16 exons.
GCCCCCCGCGCUGCUGAGCCCUUCCCUGGGCCCGGGCCCAUGGCCGAGGCAGACCCCCCCGGUCCCCCCCAGGACGAGGCAGGGAAGGUGCAGGAUGCUCAGGACUCAGAUUCAGAAACUGAGAGUGGAGCUGCAUCUGGAGAGACAGAAAUGGACUUUUUACGGAAUCUCUUCUCCCGGACCCUGGGCCUGGGCAGCGGGAAGCGGGAAAAGCUAUUGGAUGAACUUUCCUUGGAAGGGGUGACCAAGUUCAUCCAGAGUGACCAAUGUCAGAAUAUCAUCUGCAUGGUAGGGGCAGGGAUCUCUACAUCUGCUGGCAUCCCUGACUUCCGCUCCCCAACCACUGGCCUCUAUGCCAACUUGGAGAAGUACAACCUUCCCUACCCCGAAGCCAUCUUUGAGAUCAGCUACUUUAAGAAACACCCUGAACCUUUCUUUGCUCUGGCCCGGGAGCUGUACCCAGGGCAAUUUAAGCCCACCGUGUGUCAUUACUUCAUCCGCCUGCUCAAGGACAAGGGGCUGCUGCUUCGCUGCUAUACCCAGAAUAUUGACACACUGGAGCGGGUGGCUGGGCUCGAGCCAGAGGACCUGGUGGAAGCGCACGGGACGUUCUAUACCUCUCACUGUGUCAGCUCCCACUGCCGGAAGGAGUAUGACCUGGGCUGGAUGAAAGAUAAGAUCUUCUCAGAGGCAACCCCCAAGUGUGAGAAAUGCCAGAGUCUGGUGAAACCAGACAUCGUCUUCUUUGGAGAGACCCUCCCAGCACGCUUUUUCUCCUGCAUGCAAUCGGAUUUCCAGAAGGUGGAUCUGCUUAUUAUCAUGGGCACCUCCCUGCAAGUCCAGCCCUUUGCCUCCCUUGUUAGCAAGGCCCCACUCGCCACCCCUCGACUCCUGAUCAAUAAAGAGAAGACAGGACAGCGGGACCCCUUCUUGGGGCUCAUGGGUAUGGGGGGAGGCAUGGAUUUCGACUCAGACAAGGCCUACAGGGAUGUGGCCUGGCUUGGGGACUGUGACAAGGGCUGUCUCGCCUUGGCUGACCUCCUGGGAUGGAAGAAAGAACUGGAGGCGCUUGUGAAAAAGGAGCACGCAGCCAUCGAUGCCCAGGCUGGGGCCGGCCUGCAUCCUCUCGGUGCCACGGGAAAGUCUGCCCAGACUGACAGGGAGCCCACCAAAGCUGAGAAAGGACAGCAGCCCCAGUGAUUCAGCCGCCAAACUACACUGGUGGGGCCAGAGACCCGGGCCCCCUCGCCCUGGGGCUGCUGCCCAGGGGACAGACACUGCCCUCAUCUCUAACCCUUGGGGGCAUGAGCAGCUCCUAAUCUCUAACCCUCCUGAGGACCUCCCUGCUCCCAACAGGACGUGGCCUGGGCUUUUAACCUACCCCUGGGAAAGAGGCACCUUGGCCCUCCACGCUCUAACCUCUAACUGUACCUGGGCUCCAGCUUCUCAGCAGAGAGAGCCUGGGCCUGAACAUCUCCCAGUCUCUAACCCUCCCCAGGGCCCUGCUCCUCGGGACUUUGGGGCCUAGAACCCCAACAUCUCCCCUCCCCAGGGAGGUUGGGAUCUCUGCCCUCAGUGUCCCUCCUAACAGCUAAUCCAGAGCCUGGGAGAUGAGGGCCCAUGCUCCCCACGUCCUCAUGCUCCCCAACACCCCACACUCUACUACCCUCCCUUGGACAUUGAAAGAGGGCGGAAAGCUGAGGGGGACGUGUCUGUGACUGGAGCUAAAUAAAGCAAAAGUGGGACCCAC